Molecule: messenger RNA, 2463 nt
Organism: Ostrinia furnacalis (Asian corn borer)
Lineage: Eukaryota; Metazoa; Arthropoda; Insecta; Lepidoptera; Crambidae
Gene: ast
Product: single-strand DNA endonuclease protein asteroid
Exons: 1
Coding region: 208-2406 (732 amino acids)
Source: RefSeq, a predicted model, not a curated record
UGAUUAUUAUUUGCUUGCGCAUACGCAUUUGUGUGAUUUGUUAUUAUGUGUGCCUAUUGAUUUAUACAGUCAUUGGCGUCAUUUUGACAUCAACAUAGUGAGAAAAAGAGAUAGGAUAUAAAUAAAGUGAAACAAAUAAUAACCUCAUCUAUCAUAAAACUAAAAUGUUGUGAUUAAUGUGAUUGCGAUUGUUAAUUUAGCAUAACAAUGGGUGUAAGAGGCCUAACUACUUACGUGAAUUUAAAUCAAGAUGCUUUCCUUCAAUUCUUUCUUCUGCACGACACCAACCUCGUCGUCGAUGGAAACAGUAUGUGUGCUCAGCUGUAUCGAUCAUUGAAUUGUUUUUCUGCCUUCGGUGGUGAUUACGACAAAUUCGCCGCUUAUGUGAAGAAUUUUCUGAAGUCAUUUCGCAAGUGUAACAUUACUCCUUAUGUUAUUUUCGAUGGAAGCCAUGAAAGCAGGAAGCUGCGCACAGUGUUUAGUCGCCUCAGAUCUAAGAUCAGUGGUGCCUCCAGGCUAGACCCAGUGACUCAGGGGAGCCUACAAAUAUUCCCUCUACUUGUGCGAGAUGUAUUCAAGCAAGUUCUUGUAGAAAUGAACAUACCAUACACUAUAUGCGAGUUUGAAGCAGAUGAUGAAAUCGCUACUAUGGCUAGACAUUUGAAUUGCCCAGUCUUGAGUUACGAUUCAGACUUCUUUAUUUACAAUGUUUUGUAUAUCCCAUUUAAUACUUUGGAGCGGAAACCGAAGCCCUUUGAUGUAGAUGGAAACAGAAUACAUGCCCUACAGUGUAAGCUCUACAAAGUAGAAUUCUUGACAGAAAAUUUUGGUGGAUUAAAAGAGGAAAUGUUGCCAUUGUUAGCAACACUAUUGGGAAAUGACUAUGUUGAAAAACGAGUGUUCAAUAAAUUUUUCUCGCAGUUAAAACUUCCUAAAAGCAAACGAUGCAAAAAUGACCAGCAAAGAUGUAUUCAUGGAGUUUUCAAAUGGUUGCAAAAGGAAACCUUAGAUUCUGCCAUUUCUAAAAUUAUUGGCAGGGUCAAAAAAGCUGGCAAAGAUAAAGUUAUUGCUAUUAUCAAGAAAAGUAUAGAUGGAUAUAACAAAAAACAUUGCAGAUCUCUUAAAUUUUUCAAUAUCAGUGAUGAAUCACAGGGUGAAGAGAAAAAAUUUCAAUUUCCAGAAGGGCUCGAUAGUGAGAAUUCUGGUGAUGAUGAUGAUGAUGAUGAAAGUGAGUCAGGAGAGGACUCAUCUGAGGAUGAAGCCAGUUCAGAUGAUGACAACAUUGAGGACGAUAUGGUUUUAGGCUUACCAGUGUGGAUCGCUGAUGCAGUACGUAACAAGCUCAUCCCACAGUCUCAUCUCAACUUAUACACACAUCACAUGUAUUUCUGUAAUCCACAGGCAGAAGAUUAUAAAGACGAAGACUCUUGUUUGUGCACUCUGCCGAUCAUGAGGUAUAUUUUUGAUAUCUUGACUGACUACGCUCAUGAUCAUUGCACCUAUGUCAGUCGAGAAAUAGACUGCAACUACAAAAGGGUACUUCUGGGUAGAGAAUUGUCUACAUCGAGGCUGUUUGAAGUGCCAUUUCAGGAUUUAACAGAUGUACAACUGUCUUUAUAUUUCAGUCAUUUUCUAAAGGAGAAACUACCCACUUUAGAUUUGAAUGAUAUAAGUUCAUUGCCCGCAAAUUUUCAGUUGUUUAUGAUUUCAUUGCUUUGGUGGGUAGCCAAAUGUAAUGUGCCUUUAUCUCAUGUACACAGUUUGUUGUUGUGUUAUGUUAUGUUGGAAGUGGUAGAUGAAAGGACAGGCUCUUUUCGUGGACACCACCAGUUUGCUCAUCAAUACUCUAAGAAAGUGGAAGAGUUAAAGAAGAAAGUUAACAAAAACUCUGAUCCAGAAUCUGAAUUGUUUUUGAACAAAUGUAAAGUCCAGUAUGAGCAUUGUUUGAUAGCAGCUAAUUCGCUUAUAAAGCACUUUGAGAUUGAUGAAUCCAUACGCAAGAGACCAAAAACAUAUGAUGUUAAAAAGAUACACAGUUUUGCCCAAUUCCAAUGUUGCUUGCACCAAUUUAAUUCUUUGAAUAGCUUAUGUCGUAAUCCAUACGAGAGUACAAUAUAUCACAAAUGUUAUAAUGGGACCUUCAUUUACAACAUUUCACUAAAAUUGGAAAAUCAGACAGAACCUAUUAAAUUUUUGGAGCAAUAUCUUCAUGGUGCAACUACAGUGUUGAUGUUUUACAAAAGUCUAUGUAGUAUUUUUGAAAAAUGUGCAGAUAAGAUGAGUUUAUCAACAGCUAAAUGGUCCAGGAAAAAGCGUAGAAGGAAAAAGAAUAAAACUAAUGAAGAAGUAGAUGAAAUAAUGAAUUCAUUCAUAAUAAAUGGAUUUGCAUCUGCAGUUGUGUUGUAAAAAUAAAGAUGGCUCUGAGAAAUGUAGUUUUAUGCGAAUUUUUCUAAAUAUACUUUU